Molecule: messenger RNA, 1860 nt
Organism: Mya arenaria
Lineage: Eukaryota; Metazoa; Mollusca; Bivalvia; Myida; Myidae
Product: ATPase SWSAP1-like
Exons: 7
Coding region: 81-800 (239 amino acids)
Biological process (GO): double-strand break repair via homologous recombination
Cellular component (GO): Shu complex
Molecular function (GO): single-stranded DNA binding
Source: RefSeq, a predicted model, not a curated record
CAAAUUUGGCGGGAGCAGAUGUCAACACAACACUUUAAAUAUUAUUUUUUUUUUACACUUUUAAUCAAGAAGCUGGAACUAUGAGUGGGUUGCUGUAUUGUCUGCCCCUGACCUCCACCUGGCUACAGGGGGCUGACCCGGGGGAUAAGGAGCGCCUAGAUGAGUGUCUCACCCUGAUCAGGAAUGACACACACCCUCUCAUUUUCUUAGGAGAACAUGCCAGUGGGAAGACAGUUCUGCUGUUCCAGGCUGGAGUGGCGUACGCGAGCCAGGACCUGCAUGUGACGCUGAUAAGCCGCCGCCCCCUCUCCCGUAUGCCCCACUCUGUACACGGCAUGAUACGACCAGAGGCAGCAGGGAACCUCAACACACUCACCUUCCUGUAUAUGAGCAAUGUAAGUGAUCUAUUGGAGUACUGUGCAAGCGUUCACACCCGGUCUGUGACCCCCGACAUCCUCAUUGUGGAUGACCUUGACUUCUACCUCAAUCAGCUUAUUGAGCCGAGCCCAGAAGCUGGUUGUGCAAAAUUGUGUGCUCUACUUGUGGACACUCUCCACUUCAUCCGGCAGAAGAGCCCCCAUGGUGCCCUACUGCUGGGCUGCACCCCUCAACACAAACUCUGGAGCCACAUCUUCUCUCACUUCAAAUUCACAGCUGCUGAGCUUGCUGUGUUGGACCGUCCCGGACAGUUGUACAGUGUGAGCAUUAGUACAGGGAGAGUCCAAUUGUCACUAACAUACCAGGUGAAAACUGAAGGAGUUGUCAUGAAGGAGGUCAAUGCCAGUAAGGCUGUUAGCUGACCGCAGCAGGACCUAAUGUAAUGGUGUGAUGCAAGUCACCGCAAUGGGAUGCUUAGUAAUACAGGUGUGCGUCAAAAGUGAAUCUGCAUGUGCAUUAAAUAUCGCCAUGCUUUCAAGUGCUCAGCUGGAAAUUGGGAAUUGAAAAAGCACUAACUUAGCCCAACUAUAAUUGGGAACCAAAAGAUGGACUUUCAGUGCUUAACUUAAAUUGGAAAUUGAAAAAGGAAUUACCAAGGAAUUUUGGGAUUCAAGAUUUGUGUUAAUUUUUAGUUAGUAUAGCCCCUUUCUAAACAGUCUGAAAGGGUUUUUAAAGAUGUUUCAGGUUGUCCUUUUUAACAAGAUGUGUGUUUAAAGCUUUGGGACAUAUUUCCCUAAACAAUUGAUUAAAUGCUUUCAUGUGACAUAUUUUAAGGUGAACUGUAUAUCAAUAAAAAAGUUGCAGUAUUGCGGUAGCCUUUGCCAUAACUCAUACAAAGAUAUUCAAAUGAAACUUGGUACACAUGUUGCCAGAGACUCCAGCUGUCACCAAAGGUGGGCAUAUUAAAAUCGCUGCAUCCGUCUGUCUGUGUGUCCGGCUAAAUAACUCGUGUCCAGGCUGUAACUUUCUCUUGUAUGCACAGAUUUUAAAAUAACUUGCCACAUACGACAUACCAAGACUACAUGUCGCGUGCAAGACCCGUGUCCCUACCUCUAAUUACACUAUAUAUGUUGUAUAGACAAGUGGUACAACAUCAAUUGUGCAUUAUUGACACGGGUUCUCAAACAACAUUGCAACUAUAAUUUUACUUAGGUUAUAUCAUAUUUGGGAUUGUUGCAAAUGUGUGUUCGAAUGCAGUUAUAUUUAUGUCUUUAUUGAUAACUCAAUAUUGUGGUUAUAUCGGUCAUUCAAAUGUAUUUUGUUUUUAAUAUUAGUCACUUCAGAAAUAAAACAACAACAUUGUUUUAACUCUUAUAACUUGUUAAUUUCAUACAUUUGACUUUUUGACAAGUUUCGAGAAUAUUUUUUUCUUGAGAAACCCCUGUGGCUGUAAUAAUUGUUGAGUAAUGUCUUUUAUUUGAC